CAUAGAUAUAUCAUUAUCCAUCCAGUUCGAUUGAAUUGAAAUAAAUUAAUAUUACCAUGUUCUUUUGCCAUGUUGAUUCAAUAUACAGAUUCAUGCUUUAGAUUGGUUAUUAUUGUUACACUUUUAAUACAAUCAAGUUUGAAUUAAAGUAUUUGGAAGUGAGAUUUAAAUUCAUUGGUAGGGUAGUGAUCAAUACAUGUUAGAGUCGAUUUUCCGUAGUCCUUCUAAAGCAGCUGUGUGAUAGAUAUCUUAUUCAAGAUGCUAACUCCACGUUUCAAAUUAAGUCAAGACGACAACCAUGUCUUCAUAUGUGUGCAUGCACCGUAUACAAAUGUUAGAGAUACCGAGAUCGAUGUAGAUGGUGAUAAUUUCCUCUUUCUCUCCAGUCCGUACUUCCUCCGGCUCCAGCUUCCAGGCAAGAUCGUGGAUCAGUCGGAUAACUCGGUAGGGACCUAUACCUGUGAUUCUGGCGAUUUCAAUCUAACCUUUGAUAAGGAAGUUCCUGGAGAGUAUUUUGAAAACUUGGACAUGAUAACAUGUCUUAUUGCACCUCGUGAUAUACCAUCUGUCAAUCCCGAUUUGGUAGAAAUGCUUGACGAUAAUGGGAUAACUUUUGACAACAGCGACGACAGUGAUAGUGGUGACAAAUAUAGCUAUGGUUUUGCAAAUAAAGUCACUACAGAGUUUCAAGACAUAGGUACAGAAUUUCCUCAGAUAUUUGAGUUGCGGUAUCCUGAAAGAGUUUCAAUUGCAGAACGGAAUAAAAUUAGAAUUGACUAUGAAGAUAGGAAGUUCUCAUCGGAUCACUACUUAGCUGAUUACUUUGAUGAGGAACUCAUUGCACCAUAUUUAUCCUCAUCACCUAAUUGGACUAAUUUAGAUAUUAACAGUAUAGAAUUCACUGAUGCUGAGGUCGGUGUGUUGAAAGAGUUGCCCAAUAAAAAUUAUUUGUUAAGUAAAAAUGAAUAUAAACAAGUACUAUAUGGUCUAAUUGACAUUCUUUAUGGCUACUGCUAUGAUAAACGGACAACAUUAAAUGAAAGCACUGUUGAAUCAAGUUGGACCAUAAAUAAGUUAUCUUCAACAUUAAGUUGGUUUUGUGCAUUCAACAAUGUACAGGAGACCUUGAUAUCAUGUUACCGGAGAGCACUAAUUUAUCCUAUAUUUCGCAACUUUGAACUAUGUGAAAAAGUGAAGAAUGAUGUAGUAACAUUGUUUAGGAAAGGCAAGAAAUUUGUGAUUAAAUGUGUUAUUGAAAUUUAUAAAAUGUUUACUACAAGCAAUGAUGCUCGAUACAUAUUAAAUCAAUUAUAUAUACAAGACUACCUAAUAUUCCUCCAGAAAUGUCAUACUGAUGAAAUUGAUGAAUUAUGUAAUAAUAUAGCCAAUACAGAAAUUGCAAAAACUGAUUUAAAUUUGGACUUGGAAGAAUUUGAAAUGGCAGGAAGAUUGGUCCAGCAGGAUGAACUGGAAAUAAUGGAGAAUCAGAUGGCAUUACAGCUUGCAUCAAUGUCUUUAUUACCAAAGAGGAAUAGGAUAAUCGAACAGACUGACUCCGAUUCUGAUUCAAGUAGUGAUUCAUCGGAUUCCAGCAGUGAUUCAUCAGACUCCAGCAGCGAUUCAUCUGAUGAUUCUUCUGAGGAACUGGAUUCUGAUGAUGACCCAUUAUAACAUCAGAACUUCGACUGUUCAAGCAAAGGCUUGUAAUAGUUGAAAAGUUACAAAUUGCAUUUGAACCAUUGUGACAAACAUGAACAAUGAACACAUAUAAAUGAUAUAAAGUCAUGCAUAUAUGGGUUAUCCUUUAUCUAUUUUAAGAGUCUAUAAAUAUCUAUCAUAGAUAUUUCAGAUCCUAGCUAGGUAUUAUAUCAAUGUAAUAUAAACUCUUGUUAUUAUACAUAUUAGGAAUAUAUGAGAAUUAUUCAAUGUUUCUCAAAAAUAUAGAUGUAAACAAACUAUUUAGUUAUACCAUAUGCAUUACAUAUGGGCUAACUAAAUAGUUUACUGGAUAUUGAAUACUGGAACACUUACAAUAAAAAUAGUGCUUAGCAGUAAAUGUAUACAUAUAAAUUAUGUGUAACCAUAGUAAUUGUAAUGCUUCUAUCACUUACUUGAAUAAGUAAAUGUAUUAUUCUAACCAUCAGAAAAUAUAUUAAUAAUUGGAAAUGAUCUGUGUAAUUGUUAUCGAUUUUAUGUAAUAAUAGGUAAAUUCUAUUAUGUAUAGAAAACCUUAUUGAAUCAAAGAUAUUUAAAAGAUAUGUUCUACAUUAAGUGUUUAUUGUCUCUGGAACUAAUGAACCAGUUGCUUACAUAGUCUAAUAGUAUUAGCUUCUAUAAUAAUGGCUUAAUACUCACAGGUAAUACAGGUAGAACUCAUGGCCUUAAUACACCAUGGAAGAUAAUUAUAAAUAUAUGCCAGUUUUCUUGUAAAUUAAUGUUUCUGAUUAAUACAUGUAUAACUGUAGAAUACUUGUAGGUCAGAUAGUGUUAAAUGAGUAUUGUGUUCAAAUGUAAUAUCUAUAGUUGUAGUAGAAAUGUUAUUAUUAGCGCGUUAUGGGGUGUAAUCUCAAAAAUAAUUCUGUACCAAUUUAAACAAUUCUUUAAUCACUUUAGAGGUAGUGAUUAUUCUAAAUGUAAUUCUACCAUAUAUACUAUUUUGAAUUUUGAUCCACUUGGUAAAGUGGUUAGUUAGCAAUGUUACAAUCUUAUUAGUAGUUUAUAGAUAGUAGUUUCUGCUAUACUAUUAGAAUU
This is a messenger RNA of Achroia grisella, 2751 nucleotides long. Its product is annotated as protein SHQ1 homolog. NCBI's taxonomy places the organism in Eukaryota, Metazoa, Arthropoda, Insecta, Lepidoptera, Pyralidae. Gene Ontology annotation, biological process: box H/ACA snoRNP assembly. Bases 259 to 1671 code for a protein of 470 amino acids. The record is from RefSeq and is a predicted model, not a curated record. Gene Ontology annotation, cellular component: nucleoplasm; cytoplasm. The transcript has a single exon.